GAUGACAGCUGUGUGCUGUGGCUGUUGCUAAAGGGAGGAGAAAAUCUCACGACGGAGGGCUUUUUAUCUCGUUCAUUCGCAGCUAGAACAUUUGGAGUACUGAAACGAGAACUUAACUGUAAAACCCACCCAUAACACUCGUGACUGAAUUCAGUACUUCACAUCCAGCCGUCAAAUUAGUCGCACCGUGGCUCAUCUGAACGAUGGUGAAGCCAGACAUUCACACUCUGGCCCACCACCUGAAGCAGGAACGGUUGUACGUGGCAUCAGAGAAACAACUGAUCCAGCGGCUCAACAACGAGGUCCUAAAGACAGCAGAAAGGCUCUGUCGCGCAGCCUGGAUCGCCAAACAGCAACGGAUCAACCUCGACCGCCUCAUCCUCACCAGUGCGGAGGCCUCUCCUGCAGAAUGCUGUCAGCAUGCCAAGUUUCUGGAGGACACACAGUUUGUGGAUGGUUAUAAGACACUUGGCUUUCAGGAGAGCAUCUAUGGGGAGUUCCUGGGCCGCUUGAGGGAGAACCCGCGAUUGGUGGCAUCCUGUCUGGUGGCAGGAGAGAGGCUCAGUCAUGAACACACACAGGGGGUCAUACACACAGUCUUCACCUCACUCUAUGGCAACUGCAUCAUGCAAGAAGAUGAAUGCUACCUGCUGCAGGUGCUACGUUAUUUGGUGGAAUUUGAGCUAAAGGAAAGUGACAACCCUCGUCGUCUGUUACGGCGAGGCACGUGUGCCUUCAGCAUCCUCUUCAAACUCUUCUCAGAGGGCCUGUAUUCAGCUAAGCUUUUCCUCACUGCAACCCUCCACGAGCCCAUCAUGCAGUUGCUGGUGGAGGACGAGGACCAUCUAGAGACGGAUCCAGCCAAACUGAUAGACCGCUUUACCCCGGCCCAGCAGGAGCGCCUGUUCGGGGAAAAAGGCACAGAUGAGUACCGGAGAAAAGUUCAGGCAGCGGUGGAGGCCAACGAAGCCAAACUGGUGGCCCUGGUCAAUACCUUUAUCAACUACCUAAAACAGAACACCUAUUGCUUCCCACAAAGCCUUCGCUGGAUUGUUUCUCAGAUGUAUAAGACGCUGGCACGUGUGGAGAGGUUAGAGGUCGGGGAGGUGAGGACGAUGUGCACCGACUUGCUGCUCACAUGCUUCAUCUGUCCAGCCAUCGUUAACCCUGAACAGUAUGGGAUCAUCUCCGAUGCACCUAUCAAUGAGGUGGCACGUUUCAACCUCAUGCAGGUGGGGCAGUUGUUGCAGCAGUUAGCAAUGUCUGAUGCAGAUGAUGGAGAUCCUCGACGUAAAAGCAGUUUAUCCAAGUUUGAUAAGAUGUGUGUUUCUGCGUUUUUGGACGUUGUCAUUGGUGGAAGAGCUGUCGAGACUCCACCUAUGUCGUCAAUGAAUUUACUAGAGGGCCUCACACGGACGGUGGUUUACAUGACUCAUAAUCAGCUUUUAGCUCUGGUGGACUUUGUGCGUAGUGUCACUGCAGGAGAUCAGCUCAGAGAAGAAGACCACCUGGCUCUGGAAACCCUAAUAGCCCAUGUACCUCAGUCCCGCACGACAAAGAGCAACAGUCUGGAGCUCACACCCUCUAACACGCCCCAGCUCUCCCCAGUUACCACACCCGCCAACAAGAAGAACAGACUCCCUAUUGGACAACAGUUGGCAGCCAUAACGUGUUGGGAGCCCUCUGCCACUGCCCUGUCCGCUCAUAUACCCUUAGUGACCCCAUUUGGCUCUCGCAGCCGAAGCCGAACUAACAUGGCCCAGGAGGGUGAGAUUGAAGCCAGCUCUCUGGAGUCUCUGCAGGAGGUCACACCUGAAGAAGUGCUAGUCAUCUCGCUGGGAACCUCACUGCAGACCGUACCUGGGAUGAUGUCUGAAAAUGAGGUUCUGACUCUGCAUCUUGGAGAUGGUGGACAAGGAGACGCCCCUGUUGAUGACACCAAACUGCACGGCAAACCUGACAAAACGCUGCGCUUCUCACUUUGCAGUGACAACCUGGAGGGCAUUUCUGAGGGGCCGUCUAACCGCUCCAAUUCAGUUUCUUCUUUGGACUUGGAGGUAGAGUCUGUGUCAGAAGGAGGACCAGGACCGUCUGGUAGCAAUGGUGCAGAGGCCUUGCAGCUACUGGAACAUGAACAAGCCACUACACAGGAUAAUUUGGACGAUAAGCUUCGUAAGUUCGAGAUUCGGGACAUGAUGGGACUAACAGAAGACAGAGACAUUUCAGAGACGGUCAGUGAGACUUGGAGCACUGACGUCCUGGGCAGUGACUUUGAUCCCAACAUGGAUGAGGACCGACUUCAGGAGAUAGCAGGGGCUGCUGCAGAGAACGCAUUGGGCAGCAUGCUGUGUCUGCCAGUGCUUCUGGACCCGUACGGUUCAACCAUCUCGGAGACAACGAGUGAGGCGUGGAGUGUGGAGGUUCUGCCAAGUGACUCAGAAGCUGCAGACCUGAAGCAGGAAGAGCGACUGCAGGAGCUGGAGAGCUGCUCAGGUGUGGGUAGCACUUCAGAUGACACCGAGGUCAGAGAGGUCAGCUCCCGACCCAGCACCCCGGGACUCAGUGUUGUUUCAGGCAUCAGUGCCACAUCAGAGGACAUCCCCAAUAAGAUCGAAGACCUACGCUCAGAGUGCAGCUCAGAUUUUGGAGGCAAAGACUCCGUGACCAGCCCAGAUGGAGAGGACUCUGCUCACGGAGCUCACAGUCUAUCCUGCGCACCCUCUCAAACAGAUUCACUGCUGGCCAUGUUCGAUCCCCUCUCUUCUGGAGAAGGUUCAUCCACUGGCACCAUCGUGCGACCCAAGGUGCACUAUCCCCGGCCCCCUCACCCUCCCCCUGACCCGCCCAUUCCAGAGGCCAGCAUAACAGGCUACCAGGAGCCUCGUCCACCCCUCUUCGCCCCCCACCUGGUGCAGAGUGACCUGGAGCAUCCCAAACAGAGGCACUCUUUCCCUGAAAGGCUGGUCAGGAGCCGCAGCACAGAUGUGGUGUCUGCUGGCCGCAGACCCACCAGUGACCCCGGACUGAACCGCAGGACCAUGAUGGAGGAGAGAGACCCGGCUGGAGCUUAUUCCACAGGACCCACUUCCUCUCCCAGCAAGGAUUCACUCAAAGGAGAUUCUGAGGACAGAAAGGAUAGUGAUGAUGAGAAGUCUGACAGGAACAGACCCUGGUGGAAGAAGCGCUUUGUUCCUGCCAUUCCUAAAGUGUUCUAUUGGACUGCAGAGGGUGAACUCCCAGUGCCGAUCUCUGGGCUCCGAAAGCGGGACAAGCCGGAAAAAGACGAGCAAGGAGUGGAGAGGGUACCACAAGGUAUACCAGAUGAGCCUUCAGCGCUCAGGCAGACCUCUAAGACCCAGUCAGCGGAGGCAAUAAUGGACAAGUACAAGUACAUCAUGGAGAGACGACCCACUCACAGUGAUGGGGCACUUGCUGGAACUUAUGUUGGACAAGAGCCUUGUAGAGAGGUAGACAGUGAGCACGAUUCCCCUAAAGAUGAAGCUCUGCAGAACAUCUCUGCAGAUGACCUUCCAGACUCUGCCAGUCAGACAGCACCCCCUCAAGACAAGACAUUCUCCUUCAGUGAUAUUAAGAAAAAGCUACGCCUGGCGCUGUGCUCUGCAGAUUCUGUUGUAUUUCCCAUCAUUCCACCAGCAACAACACGUAAUGGUCUCCCAGACCAUGCAGAUCCCGAUGACAACGAGAUCGUGUGCUUUCUGAAGGUGCAGCUGGCGGAGGCCAUUAACCUGCAGGAUAAGAACCAGAUGGCUCAGAUCCAGGAGACUACGCGCUGCGUCAGCCACCUCGACCCCCGCACCUGCAGAAAACUGCUCACUGCCAUGGCAGAGGACUACAGGAAACGGGCUCCAUACAUUGCCUAUCUGACGCGGUGCAGGCAAGGCCUGCAGACAUCUCAGGCUCAUCUGGAGAGACUCCUGCAGAGAGUGUUAAGAGAUAAAGAAGUGGCCAACCGCUACUUUACCACCGUCUGUGUCCGACUGCUCCUGGAACACAUGGAGUCAAAGAUGCUUGACUUCAUCAAAGCAUUUCAGGGCUGCACAGCAUCUGAUGAUAAGACAGCAGCCGUGGAGGAUUUCCUGCGUUACCUGUAUGGAGCCAUGGCCCAUGAUGCCAUCUGGCAGUACGCCAGUGAAGAGCAGCUCCAGGAUGCCCAGAUGGCCAUCGAACGCAGCGUCAUGAACCGCAUCUUCAAACUGGCAUUCUACCCCAAUCAGGAUGGGGAUAUCCACAGAGAUCAGCUAUUCCUGGAGCACAUUCAGCGUCUGUCCAAAGUGGUGACGGCCAAUCACAAAGCCCUGCAGAUCCCAGAGGUCUAUUUGAAGGAGGCACCUUGGCCCUCAGCACAGGCUGAGAUCAGGACCAUCAACGCCUAUAAGACCCCAAGAGAUAAAGUACAGUGUAUCCUGCGCAUGUGCUCCACAAUUAUGAACCUGCUCAGCCUGGCCAAUGAGGACGCUGUACCCGGGGCUGAUGACUUUGUCCCAGUGCUCGUCUUUGUCCUGAUUAAAGCAAACCCUCCCUGCCUUCUGUCCACCAUUCAGUACAUCAAUAAUUUCUACGCCAGCAGACUGAGCGGGGAGGAGUGCUACUGGUGGAUGCAGUUCACUGCUGCCGUGGAAUUCAUUAAAACCAUCGACGAUCGCAAGUGAAGCAGAACAGCCACCUGUAUGGACAGACUGUAGGAAGGAGAGAGAGAGAGAGAGGACAGCGCGGGUGACUACUCUCCCCUUCAUCGAGAACGCACAGUGUGGCAUCGCCUCGGUCUGUAUAGUUGUACAUAGAGGCAAAAACACUUCAAGUUUAAAAUCGAUCAAAUAUUAGAUAAGAUCAUGACAGGUUUUACUGCGCUGGGGUAUUAAACAAAUGUAAACAAAUAAUGCGGCAGGUGGUAACAUUGCCACUCACUACUGAUCUCGCUUAUAACCCACGUGUUUUUCUGUAUUACUUGGGAGGUGUUGGGACUUAAAAUCACAUUUUAUAUUAAACACAGAUUUAGCAAGUAAUUAGCUCUGUUAAAACAUACCUAUCAAAUGAAAAAGGGACCAGGAACUACCUGCAUCGAUCAUGUGUCGGGGCGCUUCUGAGGGGUCCUCCUUGUAUAAACCGUGCAAUCUCACCCUGUUCAAAGCUAACGGUCACAUGCCGAGUCAUAUCAAAGAACGCAUCACUAUAGAUGCUGCCAGUGUAUCAAUGUUACAGUUUAUCAAAUUAAACAUGCCAUUAUUUUAAUAGGGCAGCUUGUUCUAUGAAUGUAAACAGGUGUUGUCAUUAUUGUACAUUCAAUCUUUCCUACGUUUCCCAGACAAUUUGGAAAUAAGGGCCCACAUAUUUAUAUAAAAUAAAAUGUAUUUAUUACCUAACUCCUGUAUUUAAUGUUUUAUUAUAUUAACUGACUAGUUCCAUGAAUUCGUUGUUGGGCAGAUGCACACGGUCCGGUCGAGGAAACAAGUUCUAGAAAUGUUCAAUCUCGCAGAGAGCUGCUAAAACAGGGUGUCUUCACAUUAGCGGAUAGAGUUGUAAAUGAGUGCCUUGCAGAUAUUCGCAGUAACACUUGAUCUUUUAGUUUUGGUGGAUUUUCUGCCACAUUUCGGGGUUUCUUGCAUCUUCCUUGAAGUGAGGAAGCAGGAGUCAAGCCUGGCUAAACGUCACUAUGCUAUUAAUAACAAACCUGAAAGAAAAAGUACAACUUGCCAAGUAGAAACACCCCCCACAUUUGGUCGUUCAGUAUGUGGAUUGUUAUUUGUGUUGAAGAGGUGGAGAAUUGGCUGCUUGUUCUUACAGUAUGGUAUGGUGUUGUUGAGUUUGCUGUUGACCUUUUCUUGUCUUUAAAAUCCAUGUAUUGUUUCAAGAGUUUUACUUUUGUAGGAUUAAAUCACUGUUAUUUUUAUAACGCAGUUCCCAAGUUAAACUAUAAGUUUGUAGGAAUAUUUUUGUGUAAUUUAAGAUUGUACCUUUAGGUGUAAAACAGCUUGUCACUGGGAUGGACACCAUGUUUACCCCUAAAAGGUUCAUAGUAGUACCGUAAAUAUACAUAUUAGUACUAUAAGGUACUAAUACACAUCUAUUGGGGGGUAAGGUACAUAAAAGGUACCCUAUAUAAGUACUGCCCCAGAGACAAGCCAUUUUACCUCUAAAGAUAUAAUUUCUUAAUUUUUUUUCUGUCAGUGUUUUUUGAUCUUAGAUAGCAAAGAACAUUUUAACACUGUGGCAUCAUCAUCAAUGCUAGUGUAUUGAUGUUGAGGAGAAUAUAUGUAUUGAUACAGGCUUCCUCGUGUCAUAACCCCGUCACAGCUAGCACAUAUUCUUCAUAAGUUUUUGCUGUACAGUAGAUAUCAAAUGAAUAACAGCACAGUAUAUUAUUUAAACAGGAAUAUUUAAUAUCAUGCUCUGUGUUAUUCUUAAAUGAUCUUUAUUAGAUUUAAAUUUCCCACUAACCUUUGCACACGAGUAGAACUAGGGCAAAAAAAAAGUAUCCUUACUACUUUACGUGGUUGUCAAGAGUUUCCCGCUUCAGAUCUGUCUUUCAGUGUUGCUCCUUAACAUCUAAUAGCAAACCCUGAGGGUUUGGUGUCGAUUUUGAUUAUGGUGUUUGAAAUAUAGUAGAUGCACUUAGAACAAUUAGUUCUACCUCCAACUUUGUACAUAAAUGGAUGAAUAACAUGUUGCAGUAUGCUCUUUUCCACUAGCUUUUGUAGCCUUUAGAGCUCUGCCAGUUACUACCAUGUAUCUCUCUCUUGCACAAACUGUAAUACAAAGAGCGUCAGCUACAAGACUCUUAAUUUGCAGAUAGUCUGUAUAAUAUAACAUUUAUAUUCUAUAUAAUAGAUCAUUUAUAUUUUAUAUAAAUGUUAUAACAAAAUACAUUUGUCUUUACUCGUUCAUUUUUAAAUGACCUGAUCUAUUUUUUUUAUUUUUAUUUGUAUUUUUUUUUUUUUUGUCCUUUUCAACAUUUUCUGUAAUGUGGAAUCGGGUGUUAUUGAUUGAACAUCUCAAGAUCUCGAAUGGUUCAGACUGUCAGACUAUUUUGGUCUUAUAUGUUGAUGUUUUUGUGUAUAAAGCCUGUCCUAAGGGUUGCGUAACUUCGGGGUUGUGUAACCUGUGGCAAAUAUUUGAAUCUAUUAAUUUUGAUUUACAUUUUUUUCCGACGGAAAGACGGGUGUUUUUGGUCUUCUGCAUUUUACUGGAAGAAACAAAAGGUGAUGGCCUCAAUGUGCAAAUAUUCUAACCUAAAACUAAUUCCACAAUCUUGGAGAUUUUUGAUCGGAUAAUUAAUUAAAGCAAUGAGAGCAUUUAAAUAAGAUACACUACUAUUCAUUUGAUCAUUGUUUUAGCAAAAGUGACUCCACAAUGAUUUCCUGGUGUAAACAGGGUUUUGGGGUAAUGAACAGAACUGAACUGGGUUAAUAUCAGGAUAUUGCCUGAGAGCAAGGCGUUGUACUCAAUCUGUAUUAAAGACCUUUAUAAUUCUUCCCGUACCUUGUUGGUCCACUGUUUUGAAGCGCAUGCUAAGAGAAUAAUGGGUAAUGGGCCUGCAUUUGUAAGCUUAUUCACAUGGGCUCCUGUUGGGAAGGCAUUCUGUGUGUUCUAGUAUUGGGAUUUUAAUAUAAACCUGUACAUAAUUCUUAAAAAAAAUAAAUAAAGACUUUAUGUGAAUAUGAAA
Molecule: messenger RNA, 7681 nt
Organism: Carassius gibelio (silver crucian carp)
Lineage: Eukaryota; Metazoa; Chordata; Actinopteri; Cypriniformes; Cyprinidae
Product: GTPase-activating protein and VPS9 domain-containing protein 1
Exons: 29
Coding region: 204-4670 (1488 amino acids)
Biological process (GO): vesicle-mediated transport; regulation of GTPase activity
Cellular component (GO): cytosol; endocytic vesicle
Molecular function (GO): small GTPase binding; guanyl-nucleotide exchange factor activity
Source: RefSeq, a predicted model, not a curated record